AUGUUCGCAUUCCCUGAUCAAGAGACAGUGAGAGAUGUCGUGUAUCAGUUGCCUCGAGUCGGUGUUGGAGUGAAGUAUGGUCUGCCUCAAAGCCGAAAGACUAGUCUUAUGACACCACGUCAGCUAUUUAAGCAUUCUGACAUGUGUUUGAAAUGGCAAAAGCGUGAAAUUUCCAAUUUCGACUACUUGAUGUUUCUAAAUACGGUGGCUGGUCGUACGUUCAACGAUCUGAAUCAGUAUCCCGUGUUCCCUUGGAUUCUCACCAACUACACAUCCGAUCAUCUCGAUCUAAAUAUAGCAGCGAAUUUCCGCGAUCUUUCAAAGCCCAUUGGCGCGUUAUCAGAGUCUCGUCGAAAGUUUUUCCAAGAACGUUACACGUCAUGGGACGAUGAGACGAUACCGGCGUUCCACUAUGGCACUCACUACUCCACGCAAGCCUUCACCUUGAACUGGCUUAUCAGAGUGGAACCAUUUACGACCAUGUUCCUCGAUAUGCAAGGUGGCCGAUUUGAUCAUCCUGAUCGAGUAUUUCACAGCAUUGCUGAGACGUGGGAGCACUGUCAGAAGGACUCACACGAUGUCAAAGAACUCAUUCCGGAGCUCUUCUAUCUUCCGGAGAUGAUGCGAAACAACAACGGAUUCGAGUUGGGCACAAGAUCGGAUGGAGUUAAGAUAUCUGAUGUCCUUCUACCCAAAUGGGCCUCGUCACCCGAACAGUUUCUACUCCUUCAUCGUCAAGCACUCGAAAGCGACCUUGUGAGCUGCCAACUGAAUCAGUGGAUAGAUUUAAUUUUUGGGUACAAACAGAAAGGACCUGAGGCGGUUCGGGCCACGAAUGUAUUUUAUUACCUCACAUAUGAGGGCGCAGUUUCUCUAAAGUCUAUAGAGAGUGCAACACAUCUAGAGGCGAUUCAACAACAGAUCGCCUCUUUUGGUCAGACUCCGGCGCAACUGCUUGCAGAAGCGCAUCCGCCGCGUCAUUCAGUGAUGACCAUGGUUUGCAUUACUCUGGUUUCUUGA
This is a messenger RNA of Angiostrongylus costaricensis, 1020 nucleotides long. The record is from the annotation of a GenBank genome assembly. NCBI's taxonomy places the organism in Eukaryota, Metazoa, Nematoda, Chromadorea, Rhabditida, Metastrongylidae.